This is a messenger RNA of Exophiala bonariae, 1452 nucleotides long. RefSeq lists its product as uncharacterized. Gene Ontology annotation, biological process: regulation of DNA-templated transcription. The coding region runs from base 1 to 1452 and encodes 483 amino acids. The record is from RefSeq and is a predicted model, not a curated record. Lineage: Eukaryota; Fungi; Ascomycota; Eurotiomycetes; Chaetothyriales; Herpotrichiellaceae. Gene Ontology annotation, cellular component: RNA polymerase II transcription regulator complex; nucleus. Gene Ontology annotation, molecular function: transcription cis-regulatory region binding; DNA-binding transcription activator activity, RNA polymerase II-specific. The transcript has a single exon.
AUGGCCGCAUCACCAGCAGCCACCACCCCUACAGCCCUCAAUGAUGUCAAGCCCAUACUCUCGCGACAGCCUUCGCUCUGUAUGAAACCGGCCCAGUCUCCAGCAGCCGCAUCACCUCCAGCAGCCUCACAAGCACCGCUGUCGUUGACAAGCAAGGAAUGGGUAAUCCCUCCACGUCCAAAGCCGGGUCGAAAGCCCGCCACCGACACUCCACCAACGAAACGCAAAGCCCAAAAUCGGGCUGCUCAAAGGGCUUUCAGAGAAAGACGAGCCGCUCGUGUUGGAGAACUUGAGAUACAGAUGAAGCAGCUCGAAGAUGAGCAUGACCAGGAGAACGAUAGUCUAAGGGAAACGGUAGCCAGACUUGAAAAAGAAGUUGAACAGUACCGUUCUGAUCUGGUCAGCUGGGUCGACCGUUGUCGAAGACUCGAAAGUGAAUUGAGUGCGAUCAAGUCCACCCAGAAAAGCACCAACACAUCUAACAAUAGCUCCCCUGGUGCUGUGCAUGAUCCCGUGCCAAUUGACCAAGCAGUGGGAUGUGGAAACUGUACAUUGGAAACACGAUGUCAGUGUAUUGAUGAUGCUUUUACUGCCAUGGGAGGCGAGGCUGCAAAUUCAAUGCAUCAACAUGAGAAACGACCCCAUUCACCAGUUCACAUGUACAGUGAAAAGAGGAUCAAACCUGAGCCAAAGGAGGUGCUUGAAAUCGACUUUACUGAGGUUUACGCAGCAAAGGCCGUUCCAAGUCUUACAACACAGGAUGAGAGAUCACCCACAUCGGCUGUGGCCGACCCCUGUGGAUUUUGUUCUGAUGGCACGCCGUGCAUAUGUGCCGAGAUGGCUGCUGAACAAGAACAAGCUGAUUCUGUGCCCUUGAGCCUUCAAAGACCUGUGGCGGUCAUCAAUCCUCCCAGACAGCUUGAUCAAUUCACUCCGCCACCAUCAGAGGGCGAUGUCUCGAUAUCAAUUCCUGCUACAGCUCCUCCUGCCGGUUGUGCCUCAGGGCCAGGAACGUGUUCCCAAUGUCGUGCCGAUCCAAACAGCACUCUUUUCUGCAAGUCUCUUGCUGCUUCCCGAGCCCAAUCAGCUGCUGGUACACCCUCUGGUUGUUGCGGUGGUCAGACUCCCGGAGGCUCAUGUUGUCAAACCCAAACCCCAUCCCGCACGGAUUCAGUCCCUUUACCAUCUCGGACGACAAGGUCUCGUACUGCCGCACACACACGUCUACCACCCAAAGCUGGCCUCACUCUCACCUGCGCGGAUGCAUACACUACACUCAGCCGACAUCCUGCCUACGAACGAGCUUCAGGCGAUAUCGCCAAGUGGCUACCAAAAUUGCAUGCUACAGAAGCUGGCGCUAGUAUGAAUGGCCGUCCGGCUCUCGAGAUUGAUGCUGCAAACGUCAUGGCGGUUUUGAAAGAUUUCGAUCGUCGUUUCGGGCAGAACCGUUGA